This is a messenger RNA of Molossus molossus (Pallas's mastiff bat), 1815 nucleotides long. It is a transcript of the gene AFM, whose product is annotated as afamin. The transcript has 14 exons. The record is from RefSeq and is a predicted model, not a curated record. Gene Ontology annotation, cellular component: cytoplasm; blood microparticle. Gene Ontology annotation, molecular function: fatty acid binding; zinc ion binding; vitamin E binding. Gene Ontology annotation, biological process: protein transport within extracellular region; vitamin transport. Bases 1 to 1815 code for a protein of 604 amino acids. Lineage: Eukaryota; Metazoa; Chordata; Mammalia; Chiroptera; Molossidae.
AUGAAACAGUUAAAACUUGUAGAUUUUGUUAUUUUCUUGUUCUUUUUGACUGAAUCCCUAAGCUUGCCCACAAAGCCUCAAGAUGUUGAUGAUUUUAGUAUUACCCAGAAAUUUAUAGAAGAGAAUGUUGGAUAUAUCACCAUUAUUACAUUUGCUCAAUAUAUUCAGAAGGCAUCCUUUGAGGAAGUAGAAAUGUUGGCAAAAGCCAUGACGGAAUACAGAGAUCAAUGCUUGACCAACAGGACACUCCCUCAGUGUUCAAAACUACCUAAUGAUGCUUUACUAGAAGCAAUAUGUUCUAUGGAGGGGCUGCCAAAAGAGCAUAAUUUUUCACACUGCUGCAGUAAGGUUGACUUUGAAAGAAGACUCUGUUUCUUUCUUAAUAAGAAAGCUGAUGUAGGAUUUCUGCCUCCUCUGCCUACUCUGGAUCCUGAAGUGAAAUGCCAGGCUUAUAAAAGUAACAGUGAAUCUUUUCUAAGCAAUUAUAUCUAUGAAGUUUCCAGAAGGAACCCCUUUGUUUUCGCCCCUACACUUCUAACAGUCGCUGUUCGUAUUGAGGAGAUGAUUAAAACAUGUUGUGAGGAACAAGACAAAGCUAACUGCUUUCAAACAAAGGCGGUACCUGUCAUACAAUAUUUAAAAGCAUUGUCUUCUUAUCAAAAAACUGUCUGUGGGGCAUUUUUGAAGUUUGGACCACAAGUUUUAAAAUCUAUAUACAUUGUUACACUUAGUCAAAAAUUCCCCAAGAUUGAAUUUAAGGAACUCACCUCCCUUCUAGAAGAUGUUUCUUCCAUGUACAGUGGAUGCUGUGAAGGGGAUGCUGUGCAUUGCAUUCAUGGCAGGAGCAAAGUUAUGAGCCAUAUUUGUUUAAAACAAGAUUCCAUCUCCAGCAAAAUUAAAGAGUGUUGUGAAAAACAAAUUCCAGAACGUGGCGAGUGCAUAAUUCACUCAUAUAAAGAUGACAGACCAGAGGAUUUAUCUCUAAGAGAAGCAAAAUUUACUGAAAACAAAAAUGUCUGUGAAGAACGAAAUGCUGACCAACAUAUCUUCAUGGCUAAGUUUCUUUAUGAAUACUCAAGGAGACAUCAAGAGCUGUCUACACCAGAGCUUUUAAGAAUUGCUAACGUGUAUGAUGACCUCCUGAAAGAGUGUUGCAAUGCAGAAAACCCUCCAGACUGUUACAGUAUUGCAGAAAGCAAAUUCAAUGAGACAACUGAGAAAAGUCUCCAGAUGGUACAACGAGAAUGUGAACGUUUCCAGAGCCUGGGAAAGGAUGGCUUGAAAUACUACUACUUGAUCAGAUUCACAAAGAUAGCCCCUCAGCUCUCCACUGACGAACUGACCUUUCUUGGCGAGGGAAUGGUGACAGCUUUGACCUCCUGCUGCACGCUGAGUGAAGAGUUUGCCUGCGUUGAUAAUUUGGUGGAUUUAGUUCUUGGAGAGAUAUGUGGAGUAAAUGAAAAUCGAACCAUCAACCCUGCUGUGGACCACUGCUGUAAAACCAACUUUGCCUUCAGAAGGCCCUGCUUUGAGUCCUUGGAACUCGAUAACACAUACGUGCCUCCAUCUGCCUCUCUAGGUUUAUUUACCUUUCACACAGGCUUGUGUCAGGAGCAUAAUGAGGAGCUCCAGAGAAAGAAAGACAGGUUUCUGGUCAACUUAGUGAAGCUAAAGCCCGAACUUGCAGAUGAGGCGCUGCGGUCGUGGUUCACGGAGUUCUCUAACCUGGUGGACAGGUGCUGCAAGGCCACGGGGCCCGGAGCCUGCUUUAAUGAACAGGGUCCAAAAUUGGCAGCCAAAAUCCAGACUUCUUGA